CCCCCGUGCUCACCAUGGUGGCAUGGCCGCUCAUUCUCAUCAUCAUUGCCAUGCUUGCAGGGCUACUUGUCGUGUGCACGUACAUGCUCGCGCACUACCACCAUCCUGACGACGCCAACACAGCAUGGUUCCCCAAGGCGGUGGUCGUUCUCGGCUUCUCUGCAGCAGCACUCUCUGUCCUCCUCCUCCCUCUGGACGUAGCUAAUCGUAACUCUGGCUCUACCCUCGACAUGCUCCUCUUUGUCUACAUUGUCUAUCCUUUGGUGGCUUUCCUCGCUCUCGUCGUCAUUCCCUUUGCUAUGUUUUACUACGAAGCUGAAGAGGCCGAGAACAACUCAAAGUCGAAGCAGCUGUACUCGGCACUCUGCUACACCUUCUGGACAGUCAUUGUCUUUGCUGGCAUUGUGGGCAUUCUCUAUGGCUUGAUUGGAAAGGCUGAAAUUCCUGUUCAAGCCCUCACCGCUCGUCUACAGCCUGGCGAUGCGCCGCUCAACACCCCGUGCUCGGGCUGUACCUCGACAAAGGUUGAUCUGGUCAUCCACGUCUCGCUUCUUGUCUAUCUGGUUGGUGCCCUAUCGUUUGUCGGCAUUGUGCUCUUUGUUUGCUUUGGCGGCGUCGGCAUGAUCGCGCUCCCGGUCGACCUUGUGCGCGACUUUGUCGACCGGCCGAGGCGGAUCCCGCUCGACGUCCUCGCCCACCGCAAGGUGGAGAUCGGGGUGCAGGCGUCGCGGCUGCUUGCCGAGGGCGAGGAGCUGGCGCGGCGGACGCGCGAGAAGGGUGGGAAGCGCAACCGCAAGGACCGCAAGGCGUAUGCCAAGUUUGAGAAGAAGGUGUACCUGCUGGAGAAGAACUUUAAGAAGAACGUGGUGGCCCACUCGCGCGCCAACACCCGGCACCCGUGGUGGUACGUCUUUGACCUUGUUCUUGGCAUCUUCUGCGGCCUAGCCUCGUUCCUCUGGGUCCUGCACAUCAUUCUGUACAUGAUGGUCGACCCGCCGGCGUCGCCGUUCCUCAACGACAUGUUCAUCGACCUCGACAAGGCCUUCCCGCUCUUUGGCACCUCGGCCUAUGCCCUCUUCACCCUCUUUCUACUCUGGGCGGUGAUCAAGGGCAAUGUCAAGGUCGGCCUCCGCAUUGCCUGGUUCACCAUCCACCCGAUGAUUCCUGGCGAGACGCUCAUGUCAUCGCUCCUCUUCAACGCUGCCCUCAUCCUUCUCUCCUCGCUCGCCGUCACCCAGUUUACCGCCGCCGCCUUUUUCUCCUACGCGCGCCUCACCGCCGUCUCCUCGGUCUUUGCCGUCCAAAUCUCGCACCUCCGCGGCAUCAAGCACGUUAUCAACAACACCAAGUUCUUCCUUGUCAUCAUGAUCGGCCUCACCUUUUUGUACUACGCCUGUUGCGGCACGAAGCGCAAGCUCAAGAAGGACGACGACGACGAUGACUAGCGUUGUAAACUAGCUGUGGACCCCC
This is a messenger RNA of Thecamonas trahens ATCC 50062, 1470 nucleotides long. Its product is annotated as LIMR family protein. The transcript has a single exon. NCBI's taxonomy places the organism in Eukaryota, Apusomonadida, Apusomonadidae. The record is from RefSeq and is a predicted model, not a curated record. The coding region runs from base 15 to 1445 and encodes 476 amino acids.